AUGGCCACGUUCCUAGGGCAUGUCCUCCCGGGGCUGGUCUUUCUCCUGUUCGGACUCUACCAUGCCCUGCUUGCAUCCCGGGCAAUGCUGAGGGGCCAGCGGCUCUUGACGCCCCCGCGCCCUCCCCGCAGCCAGACGGGGGCAAGUUGGCUGCAGCGGGUGCCAGCCGAGGGCCUGUUUAAGGCCCUCUGCAGCAUGACCUUCAUCCUGACCGAGUUCUUCUAUCCUCCCGGAGCCAACCGCCUGCAGCUUCUGGACUGGGAAGACCCGGCUCGGCCGUUCCUGCAUCAGGACGAAUGGCAGCACUUCACCAUGUACGCCUUCUUCAUGGUCAGCGGCUGGGUGGACGUGCUGAGCCAGACCUGGCCGGCGCGGCGGCGCGAGGGGGUGGAGCGGGUGGCCCUGGCCCUGGCUUUCCACGUGCUGACCUUGCUGCUGCUCUCCCACUCCCAGGGUAAGAACGCUUUGGAGAGCCAGGUUCACGGCUUGGCGCUGCUGCCCGCCGGCCUCCUGAGCCUGGUACUGACCCUGGAGAUCUGGGCUCCCGACCAGCCCCGGCUCUGGAUUGCUAGAUCCUGGCUCGUCAUGGUGCUCGGCUCCUGGCUGCUCCAGACGGGCUUCGUGCUCUACCGCCCGCCUUCCGGGCGGCCCUGGCAAACCGACAACCCCUCUGAACUCAUGUUUCUCACCACUUUUUUUUGCUGGCACCUGGCACUGUGUGCCUCCCUCCUGACGGCUGUUUACGUCCUCUGCGCCCUCUGGCACCACCACCCUCCAGCCUGGUCCGGGGAAAAGGGGGGCAGCUACCAGCUCUGUCCCGGGGGCCCCCAUGACGAGGAGUUCCAGAAGUUCAAGGAUGAGGCUGGUUUGCCAGAAAAGGGGGUUUAG
Molecule: messenger RNA, 888 nt
Organism: Tachyglossus aculeatus (Australian echidna)
Lineage: Eukaryota; Metazoa; Chordata; Mammalia; Monotremata; Tachyglossidae
Product: transmembrane epididymal protein 1A-like
Exons: 1
Coding region: 1-888 (295 amino acids)
Source: RefSeq, a predicted model, not a curated record